Paramecium pentaurelia is the source of this 654-nucleotide messenger RNA. Lineage: Eukaryota; Ciliophora; Oligohymenophorea; Peniculida; Parameciidae. The record is from the annotation of a GenBank genome assembly.
AUGUUACAAUCGAUUACAUCCUACUUAAACAAUGCAACUCACCUAAACUAAGCCUAAAUAUUUGUUGUCUGUGAAUUUAAAAGAAAUAUAAUUAAGAGAAAAGAACAUUCUUUGGAUUGUAGCAAAUGCAGAGAUAAAAGCUACUCUAUUGUAGAAAUUAAAAAAUUCAUACAAGAAGAACCAUCACUCGAAUAAUCUCGAAUUAGAUUUAUCGAUCUGGGAAUAUAAAUAAAAAUUGAUUAAUAGUAUAAUUACUUCAGACACAUUAACCCUAGAAAGAAAAAGACAAUCCUACAAAUCUUAGAUGCAUAUAUUGAUAACUUAGCAUAAGAAGAAACAAAAUUAUUACAAGAUGCCUUGUCCAUCUAUUUUGAUAAUACAUAUUAAGGAAAGGAAAUGGAGAACUUAAUUUGUGGAGAAAAGGAUUAACCAGAACCAUUAUUAUGUCAUAUUUAUAGCUUUAUGAUAUUUGAUAGACUAAGCAGUCAUUAUGCUAGAUAUGAAUAUCUUGAUUAAUUUAAAAUUAUCGAAUAUUUUAAUCAAAGAGAUAAAGUAUUUAUAAAUUUAUAUAUUUAUAAAUAAAAUUUAAGUAAAAAUUAAUAGAGUUAAGAAUGUGUUCACUUUCCAUCCAACUUAACCAAAUUCAUUGACUGA